Anolis sagrei ordinatus is the source of this 648-nucleotide messenger RNA. The record is from RefSeq and is a predicted model, not a curated record. NCBI's taxonomy places the organism in Eukaryota, Metazoa, Chordata, Lepidosauria, Squamata, Anolidae.
AUGCCAGGUCAGCCUCAGUAUGAGUCACAAAGAGAUUCCCCCAGCUAUUCAACCCCAGCCAAUGUCACUGCUGGCAAUGGCCAACAGGUAAGACCACCAUUCCUGGGGCUGCCAUUCACCCUGUUUGUGAAUGGCAGCCCCAGGAAUGGGAAGGUUGUGGCUGUUUAUGGGACUCUUUCAGACUUGCUUUCUGUGGCUAGUACAAAGCUUGGAAUAAAAGCAACAAGUGUUUACAAUGGGAGAGGGGGACUCAUUGAUAACAUUGCUCUUGUUAGGAAUGAUGAUGUCCUUUUUGUAUGUGAAGGGGAACCCUUUAUAGAUCUCCAGACUGAUAUAAACACCCCAGAAGCAUUAACAGGCUCUCAUUCAGACUGGAUCACGCUCAGUGUUGGGGGGCGGUAUUUCACAACUACUCGGAGCACAUUAGUUAGUAAGGAACUGGACAGCAUGCUGUCUCAUAUGUUUAAAGUUAAAGAUUCCUGGGGAAACAAACAGGAUCACAGAGGAGCCUUCCUGGGACCUGAAUACUUUGAGCCAAUUUUGAACUAUUUGCGCCAUGGACAGUUCAUUGUUAAUGAAGAUUCUGGGCUUUCCAAGACCAAUAAACACAGAAUGUUACUGGGAACAAUUGCUGCUGGUUCUGUUUAA